Amoebophrya sp. A120 is the source of this 223-nucleotide messenger RNA. NCBI's taxonomy places the organism in Eukaryota, Dinophyceae, Syndiniales, Amoebophryaceae. The record is from the annotation of a GenBank genome assembly.
CAGCAGUUGGUGUCCUAUGUCAGUAGUGAGCAGUGGUUGCUGAAGAUGCACGUGGAGACGUAUUUGGAAACGCAGAACGUCACAACAAGUAACUGCACCAGUACAACGUCGGAUGACGAGGAAUCUGCGAACAGUUCAAACAGUUCAGAACAGUCGUCCUCUUCCGUUCUUUGUCAAAACACCACCACCGAACAGCAGAUCAACGUGACGAGGACUCCAGCCG